AUGUUAUCACCUGGUGCCCGCAGGCGCUUAUCGAAGGAGGAGGAUAUGCUGAAAGACUCCACAGGUGAUGAAAGAAAGCUCUUCAGAGCAUGCCCUAGGGGCCCGAAGGAAAACAGAAACUACAAGGUUUGGGAUAUAUAUUUCACACUUGGAGGAGACUCUUUGUAUGCAGGAAGGAUUCUGAAGGCGGUGAUGGAGUUUCCAGAUUGCUAUCCUCUUCAGCCGCCCACUCUCAAGUUUGUUUCGAAAAUGUUCCACCCAAAUAUCUAUGAAGAUGGAAAAAUGUGCAUAUCCAUUCUUGAGGAGGAUGCCCCUGACCCAACAGGAUAUGGGGACUCCAAAGACAAGUGGGCACCUGUUCAGAACAUCAGAACGAUUCUUCUAUCGAUCAUUGUAAUCCUCAAUGCUCCAAAUACAUCAUCUCCAGCAAAUGUCGAUGCCUCUGUGAUGCACAGGGACAAUCACGAAGAAUAUGCCAAGAAAGUCAUCAAGAUUGCUCGAGAAGAAGACGAGAAGCUUAGAAGCACAGAUCCGCAGGCCAGGGAAAUAGCAUUGGAAAUGGAAUCCGAGGAUUAG
This is a messenger RNA of Encephalitozoon romaleae SJ-2008, 576 nucleotides long. Its product is annotated as ubiquitin conjugating enzyme E2. Gene Ontology annotation, biological process: protein polyubiquitination; ubiquitin-dependent protein catabolic process. The transcript has a single exon. Gene Ontology annotation, molecular function: ubiquitin conjugating enzyme activity. Bases 1 to 576 code for a protein of 191 amino acids. NCBI's taxonomy places the organism in Eukaryota, Fungi, Microsporidia, Unikaryonidae. The record is from RefSeq and is a predicted model, not a curated record.